AUGGCGGACAGCAUGUCAGAUGCAGUUGAGCAGAUCAUUGUCUCAAUAGAUGACAAGAUAAGCGGGUACCAAGUAGUCGAGAAAAUUGAUGAAGGUGCGUAUGGUCAAGUGUUCAAAGUCACAAAAGACUCGAAAAAAUAUGCGAUGAAAAUCGAACCGAAACGUCUAGACGGAGCACAUUCAACACUGAAAAAAGAGAUGGAGAUAAUGCUGGAGUUGAAUCGACAAAAUGCGAAAUACUUUCCGACGUUCUCGAAAGGAGGCAUGGAAUGCAAAUUUCAUAUUCUGGUGAUGACACUUCUCGGGGAUAACUUGAAGAAAUUAAGACAGAAGAGUAGUAAUCCGAAUUCAUGCUCGAAUGGAACAUGGUCUCGUAUUGGAAUUCAGUGUCUCUAUGUUGUGAAACAAAUGCAUGACUGUGGAAUACUUCAUCACGACAUCAAACCAUCAAAUUUUGUGAUUGGAGACUCUGAUUCAGAGAUACUGACAAAUCGAGUAUUCCAUCUGAUCGAUUUCGGAAUCUCUCGAAAAUUCGUUCGCACCAAAAAGGGUGGUCCGGUGAAUGCAAGUCAACCGAAUGAUUUGGAGUUUCGUCCAUUCAAGAAAUCGAUUGAUUCGUUGAAAGGAACUCCAGUUUAUACUUCUCCAAAUGCUCAUAAUAUGGUGGAUUUGGGAAGACUCGAUGACAUUUGGUCUCUGAUGUACAUGAUCGCAGAGUUGGUCAAACCACUUCCAUGGUCUCAUUUAGAGGGAAAACAACUGGAGAAGGUCAAGCUGAAGACGAAACUCAAAACUCUUUUUGAUAAUGAUUCGUUCGAUCCAAUUGAAGAAAUGCUUCGAAGUGGGAACUUCUACUCAUACCCAAACUAUGAAACUGUCUAUAACGCCUUUAAAUCUGUGUAUGAUAGUAGUGGAUGCUCGUGGUUAGAUCCAUAUGAUUGGGAGACUAGACAGAUGGCUUCUUAUGCCAGAUGGAAAGAACAAGCUGAUCAACGUCGCCAUCUGUUUGCUUGGGAAUAUUCUGAAGUUUCUACGUAUUUCAAGAAAGAUCAGUGGAGUAUUCUGCAAGUUGAACUUGAGAAGAAGAGUAAGGAUAAGAAGGAUAAGAAGAAGAAGAGUGUGGAUAGCAAGAAGAACAAGGAUGAAGCGGGGACACUGUCGACGACAACUUGUGAGGAGAUCGCAAGCACUCCAGUCAAGAAACAGAAAGGAGGACCAUUGAAGAAGGCAGUCACACCGAAACCUAAAUAA
Caenorhabditis remanei is the source of this 1251-nucleotide messenger RNA. RefSeq lists its product as uncharacterized. The record is from RefSeq and is a predicted model, not a curated record. Gene Ontology annotation, molecular function: protein serine/threonine kinase activity; ATP binding. NCBI's taxonomy places the organism in Eukaryota, Metazoa, Nematoda, Chromadorea, Rhabditida, Rhabditidae. Gene Ontology annotation, cellular component: nucleus; cytoplasm. Bases 1 to 1251 code for a protein of 416 amino acids. Gene Ontology annotation, biological process: peptidyl-serine phosphorylation; signal transduction. The transcript has 6 exons.